AUGGCCACUACUCUUUACCCAAAGUCAUUCACCGACGACGUCGUUAAGUCUUUCAUAACUACUUUCUUUAAGCUCUCCGACACUCCGGCCCCUUCCGCCGGCGUCGCUGAUCCUUACGUCGAAUCCUUUACCCCCACUGCAACUCUCAAGAUGCCAAAGCUGCCCACCGCCCAAGGAUCAGAAGCCAUCACUGAAACCCGCCAAAAGAUGUGGGCCAAUGUCGUGUCCCGAUGCCAUGUUGUCGAACAGGUUUAUCCUUAUAGCGCGUCUGAAGUCUUUCUCAAGGGUACCGUGCGCUACGGACUCAAGGACGGUUCCUUUGCUUCCGUUGAUUGGUCUUCAAACAUGGUUUUUGACGAGGAUGCCCUGUCCAAUGGCAAGGCUCUUCUCAAGUACUACCAAGUCUACCUCUUUUAA
This is a messenger RNA of Magnusiomyces paraingens, 417 nucleotides long. RefSeq lists its product as uncharacterized. The record is from RefSeq and is a predicted model, not a curated record. Bases 1 to 417 code for a protein of 138 amino acids. The transcript has a single exon. Lineage: Eukaryota; Fungi; Ascomycota; Dipodascomycetes; Dipodascales; Dipodascaceae.